CACAAAACGAACCAUUUUUCUUAUCUUCCGCGUUGCUUCUCGGCCGGUUUCAAAAGCGGCCCACUGCAUUCAUUUCUAGUUCUUUUGUUUCAUCCCUGUCCUUGAAAACGACGCAAAUGCGAUCUCUAGUAGAGAAAAGGUUGAGAAGAACGAGGACAAAAGUACUUUUAACGUUGCAAAGACUGUGAACAGCACUUUUUUUAUUUUUCAGGCACAGACCACUGCAUGGUAAGCACAUCAUUUCAUCAGAUGAAGAGCACAUUCUGUAGCAACUAGCGCAGAAGCGCAAGAGACGAAACGUGCUAUCUGUAUCUCAGCACUAGCAAAGAAAUGUGUUGUAUGCUGGGGCGGUCCUGCGGCGAAGGCAAAGUGUUCAACGAAGACACGUUUCCAUGUCCAAAAGAAGCCUGUACUAGAGGAAGUUUGAGACCGAAAAAGAACACCGCAAAUUGGCAAGACUGGCGUAGCUCUUAUCUUCAAGUUUUCACGUAAAAUUCGUUGCUGCUACCUGUAUUUCUGGUUUGCCGUGGAAUGAAAAAGAUGUUGGAAUGAAAACGUACAGGAUAGAGUGAAAGUAGACGUUCAAUAAAACUACGAAAGUCUGUCACGGAAACCUUACUCAAAUGGAAACCUCGGUAGAAGUUGAACAAUGAGGGUCAUAGUACUGAUUCGAUAGCAUUCACAAAAUUUCUUAGAAUUUAAUAACAUCCUAACUGACCACAGACCACUCUGACACUGUGAGUAAAGGUAAAAAACGGUGAUUAGUAAAGAUGGCGGCCGUUGCAGGAGGUGGCGGCGCUCGUGGGCCAGCGAACCAAUUGCGGGAGGACCUGAGAGCUCACUUGACACUAGCCAGAAAUUUCGCCGUAGAAGUACCGCACCACAAAAUGAUGUGUAAGGCCUUCCUCGAUUCGUUCGAGGAUGUGCGAAUACACUGCAACAAGUACCAACUAUUUUUUCUCAGUAGGAAGUCUCCUGCUGUCUCGGCUAGCAGAUGGGGAGAUGAAACCCCACCAGAAAGAGAAUAAGUAUCGAAUACUGCUAUGGAUUUUUUCGAUUUUUCUUCACAACAUCAGCAGAUAAUUACAACUCAUUUCUACUACAUGAUCACGAAAUGCAUUCCUAAUCCAAUAUUACACCAAGGUAUCGGAAUAAAAAGUAUAUGCGUAUGCUGCAGGAUGUCGCAAAUCACCAAAGGGAAGCUCUCGUUAUCGAAACGCAGGACAUAGACGAAUGGUGUGGUAGGCAAGUUCUGAGAGGGGACGUCUUUGCGGCACACUGCGGGAGCUUUAUUGGCGGCAUUUCACACAAUGUGCGGCUGUACCAGCGAAUGUUCUACGAUGUUGCAAGUAUGGCCACAAUAUCAAAUUGAUAUUUUGUUGCAAUUCAGUUCGUCCACGAGUUGCCUCUUUAUUGGUAAUGGAGCAGAGUAGAUUGUGCUUACAACUCUCAUCAAAGAGGAUCCUCCUGCUAGCAGGAUGUCAAUGAUACAAAAAUUCUUCUGCCAUGAUCACUCAUGUCGUGUAACGCAGUCGCAGGGGGUCUAAUAUAUUAAGUUGUUUACUGUAGGUCCAGCGACGCUUAAAGCACUAGGUAAAACAACCGGCUUGUUUUCCCUCUGACUUAAGGUGUAUCCCUUCAUGCAAAAAAGUUCUUCACUGUAGUAACUUUGCUUGUUUGGCAAACCCACCGCCCAAUUCAUAUGAGAGGACAUGCUUCCUGAGCACGAUCACGGCGCUAGCGAGGACAGCCGGGUGCUCAGAAAAUUCGCAUUAUCAAAGCAGAUGAAAGAGGACGAAAAGCGGGAGAGGGAUAGGAUUGAGAAGGCAGGUGGAACCGAGGUGAGGACCAAAGAUAAUAUGAUUCCAGACAAGCUCAAGUACCCAUUCGAUGUCCGAUUUCGGGAAACCCGAGUUGGAGCAAACGCAAUACAACUUCCGCUUAGAAUGGUCAAGUCCGCGGCGAUUGGAAAGUUGGUACUUGUAAAAGCGAAGUACAAUACUAAAGGAAAUAUUACAAUAGACAGACUCUUUUCCAUCUGAGGAAGAGUUUCGUCUCACCGGUGACGGAGGAUUAUCACUAGAGAUGCAAUAUGACAAUGCUGCUUCAUGCGCAAGAUUGAUAGACGCUCGCAUGGUCUGCGGUUCGAAUACUUGACUUCUAUGACGUGUCUGCUGAUGCUGCCUGAAGUGAUCCAUGAUGUCUCGUAGCAGUUAAUAUAGAUUUCUGUUGUAGAGAUGAAAUAUGUCGUCCGAGACGCUCUUGUGAGUCUCAAAAGAAUUUGUUUUUCUUUGCAGGUGAGAUUCGACGCCACGGUAUCACGAGUGUCACCAGUAAAACCGAAAAUGGAAAUCGCUACUUAUGUGUGCACGUUGUGCCAGUGCCGGACUUUCCAGGAGAUCGAGUCUGACGAAUUCAUGCCAGUGUUGAACUGUCCUAGUACCUAUUGCAAGGACAACAAGGAAUCGGGUUUGGGCGAAGGUCCGUCAUUACCACAGUCCAAGUUCGUGAAAUACCAAGAACUGAAGGUCCAGGAGCUGACAAGCGAAGUACCGGUUGGCAGCAUUCCAAGGUGCCUCAACAUCCUUGUCGAGGGCGAUUUAACAAGGAUAGGCGCUCCCGGAGAAAGCGUCACAGUUACAGGAUGCUACAUCCCACACGUGCAGAACGUGGCUGGGAAGCAGGUCACCACGAUGUUCGUGCAUGCGCACGAUAUCGUGCAGCACAAAAAAGGGUACUUCUCUAACACCAUAUCAUGACUUGUGUACACUGAAGCGACGUAGUACUUCAGUUAAUUUCAUCUUCAUUAUUCCUAAAGAAUGUAUGAUACCGCAGGUAACAACAACAACAGUAAGUGUCAAAAAAUAGAAAUACUAGAAGAAUGUCAAGAAAUUUUAUUCUAUGUUACGUUGAAUGGACUUGAGGCCUGCAACAAUGCGACAGGUACAACGAAGACGAAAAUUCGUACGAGUAUAAGACAUUGUUGAAUCACGUAAAGCAAGCUGGCAAGGAUCCACACAUCUAUGAGAAACUUGCCCAGUCUAUUGGUCCCCAAAUUUUCGGAAUGGAGGAUGUGAAGAAAGCCUUGUUGUUGCUGCUUGUAGGAGGCGUAACGAAAAAGCUUGCCGACGGAAUGAAAGUGAGAGGUGAUUUGCACGUAUUGCUCAUGGGUGACCCGGGAGUAGCGAAGUCGCAGUUGCUGAAGCAGGUGAUAAGGAUUACAGAAUAGAAUUAUUGAGAACUCUGGAUACCGUCUUAGUGACUUCCUGUCGUUGAAGAGUUUUUAUGUAUCGAGCUCUACAAAUGACACAACAUAUAAAAUGAUGCUUUUUCUUAAAGAGUAGCAGGAAUAAGGUUCAAGAUACUGUUUCUUCGCUUGUACUGCCAGUUCUAUAAUUGUACUUCAGGCUUCGCAAAUAGCCCCGCGUGCGGUGUACACGUCAGGUAAGGGUACUUCGGGAGUAGGUCUGACUGCUGCGGUGACUCGCGACCAGCAGACGAGCGAAGUGCAUCUAGAAGGUGGCGCUCUUGUAUUGGCAGACAGAGGGAUUUGCUGCAUAGAUGAAUUCGAUAAGAUGGAGGAAGCAGACAGAACAGCGAUCCACGAAGUGAUGGAACAACAGACCGUAUCAAUCGCAAAAGCAGGUAUGAUUAUACCACGCCGAGGCUUCCUAUCCCAUCCUAUCCUAUCCUAUGAUCCUAUCCUACGUAGUUUGUCUUCUAGCUCGAUCUUUAUCUUCUAUGUGUUGAUGCCACUGAUUUUGAAUUUUGGACUGUACCUACAAUCGUUCUUCAUCUCUAGAGGAUAUGAAGAUCAUCUGCUGAUUUAUAACAAGGUAUCACGACGACGCUCAACGCGCGAACAAGUGUGCUUGCCGCCGCGAAUCCUCAGUAUGGUCGGUACGACAUCAGCCGAUCUCCAGUCGAGAAUAUGAACCUACCCGCUGCACUGCUGAGUCGAUUUGAUUUGAAGUUUUUGCUGCUUGACAAUGUGGAGAAAGAGAAUGAUAUCAAGCUUUCAAAAUUCGUGCUGGAGACGCAUAGAUAUGGAGGAUGCGAUCCCAAAGACAAGAAGCACAAAGGCGGCGGCGGUGGCGACGAUGGAGGUGGCGUUGGCCUCAACGACGACGGCAAGUUAUGAAUAACAAUUCUCCUUUGGUUUUAUCACCCCAAGAAUACACAGGGAAAAUUCAUAUGCUGAAGAUGUCAUGCAAUUCCAUAUGUCCAAGUUGUGGAGUAGAAUACUUAAAGUAAUAAUUCUUGAUUCUAGUAGUUGUCUAAUCCUGUACGACGCGAAGUUUUUACGAGCCUAUUUGAAAUAUGCGAAGUCAUUCGAGCCCUUGGUGCCACGCAGCUUGGAAGAGAAGAUCGUGCUACGAUAUGUGGACAUGCGAAAAGCAGAACGUGA
Molecule: messenger RNA, 4408 nt
Organism: Amoebophrya sp. A25
Lineage: Eukaryota; Dinophyceae; Syndiniales; Amoebophryaceae
Source: the annotation of a GenBank genome assembly